AUGCCUUCGGUCGAUGUUGCCAUGGUCCGAAGCCUUCGUGGCGGGCUGUGGGAGACCGUGGUGGACACUGUUGCAAGGAGCCUUGCUGCCCAAGUUAUAAAACGAGAUCUUAUCUCUGAUAGUGAGAACAAAGCCUCGGAAAUCAAGCAAGCCUUUUCCAGCUGGGAUGGCUGCAUGGCUCACGUCUAUUGCAAGUGGCCUGCUAUUGCCCUUAUGAUUAUCGGUGGUCUCAUCCUUCUCAGCAUCGUCAUCUGCAUUGUCCGAUGCACCUGCUUGGGCAUGUCCUGCUGCUGCAGCUGCUGCUACUGUCUCAAGUGUUGCGGCAACUGCUGUGGCUGCUGCGAUACCCCCGGUGGAAAGCCCCACAAGCAUCUCGAUGAACCAUACAAUCCCCAGCAAUCUGGAUACGGAGGAUAUCGCCAGGAGGCUCCCAUGGCAGCUCAUUACGCCGAGUUUGACGUCUCUAAGCAUGAUGCUGAUGCCCUUCCCGCCAUGCCAAGCUGGGAAACCGCCAACUCCAAGAAGAUGGUACUCGAAGAGGAGGUCGAGAUGGAUGAUUUGCCGCCGCCCAAGAAAGAGGCUCUCCCUCAACAGAAUCAGGGCAUGAACAGCCCCAGGUUCGGAGGACCUCAGCAGCAACAGCAGCAGCGACGACCCCCGCAACAACAGAGGGCUAUGGGUAGAAAUGACCCGUACAAUCGGCAACAGACCACUUCCCCUGGCCAAAUGAACAACUAUGGCCAGCCUGCUAGCCCAUACGGCGGACACGACCAAGGAUAUGGUGCUCAAAAUCAAGGAUAUGCCGCCCACGAUCAAGGCUACGGUGCUCAUGAUCAGGGUUAUGCCGCUCACGACCAAGGUUAUGGUGCUCACGAUCAAACCUAUGGAGCUCACGAUCAAGGCUACAACGCACACAAUCAAACCUACGGUGGACAUGACCAGGCCUAUGGCGCACACGACCAAGCUUACGGUGGACAUGACCAAGGGUUCAACGAACAUGGACAGAACUAUGGCGCACACGAUCAAAACUACAAUGGGCACGACCAAGGCUACGACAACCACGUGGCGGAUGGAUACGGUGCCCAUCAACCUUAUGAUCAUGCAGCUCCUACCGCAGGCAUGAGAAUGAGCCCUAUUCACCAAUCGCCUACUUCCAGCCAGAAUGGAUUCGGCAUCCCACGACAGAUGACGCCAGGCCCGGCGCACAUGCCGAUUGCGCCUCAGGAGCUUGACGGACACACCUCGCCAGACCACUAUGGCGCUGAUCCCAAUAUGCGAAAGUCUCCUGGUCCCGGCCUGAACCAAAGACAGUCCCCAGGCCCUCAGAGUGACUUUGGCAUCGCCCCGCAAAACAAGCCGGUCCCUUACAGGACGUAUACUCCGGCGCCGCAGAAGGCCGCUACCGAAGCUCCUGUCGCUCCUCCUCCCAUCGCCAACAAUGGGGGAUUCGACUUCAGCUCGGGCUAUUCCCGUCCUCAGACCCGAGAGGGACCCAACUACGAUCGCCGCCCCAGCGAAUCUCACGAGCGUGAGGACCACGAGGGAUACCCAGGCUACAAGCCCUACAGCCCGUCCCCUCAGAACUGGACCGGUGUCUAG
Trichoderma breve is the source of this 1599-nucleotide messenger RNA. RefSeq lists its product as uncharacterized. Lineage: Eukaryota; Fungi; Ascomycota; Sordariomycetes; Hypocreales; Hypocreaceae. The record is from RefSeq and is a predicted model, not a curated record. The transcript is spliced from 3 exons. Gene Ontology annotation, cellular component: plasma membrane; cellular bud neck. Bases 1 to 1599 code for a protein of 532 amino acids.